AUUACACAAUCCAUGAUAUUUGAAUUUGCUUUAGUGGAUCUACACAAGCUUAAGCGCGAAAAGAAUUAGAGUGACGAAGAUAAGGUUUAUUCAGAUCCACGCGGGGGUUUUCUAGCAACAACCUAAUUGAAUUCAUCCUCAGGGACCUCAACAUUCAACAGACUGGUUCGUCAUUUUUGAGAAAGUUCUAAAGAAGUUCCCCAGAACACAGCUUCAAAUGGCCACUUCAGGUCACACAUUUUCAUUCCUAGCUUCUCGUCACUCAAGCCCCCCUCUUAUUUCCUGCUGUAAUCGCCCGAAAUCUAUCAGUAUUCAAGUACCAAACUUUAUGCCGCCCAAGAGAUUGCGCAUCCAGCACCCAAUCAGAGCCCUACCAGCUCCGCUCGAUCUCUGCAUUGUAAAGACAGCAAUCCAAUUCGUUCAAACCUCUCCGCCGACGUGGCAGUCCUCCAUCGCCAGCAACCUCAUCAUCUUCACAAUUGGCUCCCCCCUUCUGGUUUCCGGCCUGUCGCUUUCCGGUGCGGCCUCCGCUUUCUGGCUCGGUACCCUCUCUUGGCGCGCAUUUGGCUCCUUUGGAUUUCUCCUCGUCGCUGCCUACUUCAUACUUGGAACUGCUGCAACUAAGGUGAAGAUGGCCCAGAAAGAGGCUCAAGGCAUUGCAGAGAAGAGGAGUGGAAGGAGAGGAUUAGGAAGUGUGAUUGGUUCCAGUGCUGCUGCUUGCGCUUGUGCAUUACUGUCAAUUAAAGGGAUUGGGGGAACUGCUUUCUCUAGGCUUUGGGAACUUGGAUUUGUAGCAUGUUUCUGCACUAAGUUGAGUGACACUGUCUCCAGUGAGAUUGGUAAGGCGUACGGUAAAACAACAUACCUUGUUACAACACUCAAGGUAGUUCCAAGAGGAACGGAAGGAGCAGUUAGUGUCGAGGGAACUUUUGCUGGACUUUUUGCUUCCAUUCUCCUGGCUUCCAUUGCUUGCAUAACUGGUCAGAUAAACAGACAUGAAGUGGCUAUAUGUGUUUUGGCUUCCCAAAUAGCUAACUUUGGUGAAAGUCUGAUAGGAGCUACGUUUCAGGGGAAGGAAGGAUUUGGAUGGCUGAGCAAUGAUGCAGUGAAUGUGAUCAACAUAUCAAUGGGCAGCAUUCUCGCGAUCCUACUGCAGCUUAUUGUACUCCACACUGGGCACACUUAGUUCACUAGUGCAGUUCAUUCUCAUUUUUUAUUUUGACCAAUGUGUGUGUUUACCGUGUAAAAAUUAGGUUUUCAACCGUGUAAAUGUGCAAUGCACGAUACAAAAAAUAGCAAAAACUUAUAUACUAUAAUUACUUUGGAUUAAUAAUAUUUGAGAGUUGUGGAAUAGGAAACGUGUUUAAAUGUAUUAGUUGAUUAUAGUUCUAUAUAAAAGGCAAUACCUAUUGUUUAUAAGAAGAAAAU
Molecule: messenger RNA, 1428 nt
Organism: Cuscuta epithymum
Lineage: Eukaryota; Viridiplantae; Streptophyta; Magnoliopsida; Solanales; Convolvulaceae
Source: the annotation of a GenBank genome assembly